AGAUUCUGCUUCUAAAAAGGUGCUCAGAGGAAGUGCUGCAAGAGGGACUGCUGGAGGGACAAAAGAGGAGACUACUUCUAAGAAGCCAAAGCACCAUACACAAGUGCUGAGUCAAUUUCAGACCCCAGAGCCAACUGAAAACUACAUCACUGAAGGAGAGUUUGAAGAUGAUCAGAGUUCUUCUGCCCCAAGCACAGUAGAGUUGGAGAUACGUGGGUCAAGCCAGGAAACAGAUGAAGAUUAUUUUGAGACCCAGUCGCAUCAGAGUGAAUCUUUGUCAGACAUAAAGACUGAGCCUUAUGAAAGUGUGUCAGACACUGAGUCUGUUGCCAGUGACAUAAGUGGAGAAACUUGCUUAAGUUCAAACUGCCUUUCCGCUGAAAAAAAAGAACCAUGCCAUACUUUUCCUGAUACCAAUGCAGAAGUACCCCCUCAUCAACUUCAUUGCAUGAGCCAACUGGAGUUGAGUCAAAAGGUGCAAUUGGAGCUGUCUUCUGAUUUAAAAGUAGCACCAAGUAGAAGUGAAUUUUGGAUACAGACUACAAAAUCAAGAAGAGAAGAGGCAGGAGAGAAAGAACUAAUAUUAACUAGUGAUCCCUCCAAUACUGGGUCUGGCACUAGUGGAGGGGACACUAUAUCUAAGACAGAGACUAAAUUGGUAGUGGAUGGAUUGCAAAGUGGAGCAAAGUCUGAAACCAAUAAAGUGCAAUCCUGUGUCAGCUCAGAACCAGCUGAAGAUGCUAUUGCAAGGAGUAAAAAAAGUCCAGCAGGAUUAAGCAUUGCUUGUCUGAAAGCAAACUCUGAAAGCUGUUUGACUUUUCCCGAGACUCAGCAAUUUCCUUUGCAGCCAGAUGUAGGAUCAAGCCAUAGUUUGCCUAAUAUUAAUUUUGAAACAAAUAGAACUGACAGUAAAAGAAACUCUGAGGCAUUUGAAUUUCAUUAUGAACUAGAUUCUAGCUCCAACAUAAAAUGCAGUCGGAGGAACUCAGUUAACAAUGAGGAAACUACAGCUACAAAGACAAGAAACAGAACUCCAGGGGCCACCCGUAAAACAGAUUCACUCUUAUACCAGCCCUGCCUAAAAUCCAAAUUUCAGCUUCCACACAUGAGGCCAGAGAUCAAAGAGAGUAAAACAUGGCACAGUGCACCUGAAAACAUAAAUGCCGGGGGCCAGAGAGACUACUUAGGUAACUGCAUUCAGCUUAGAGAUAAAUUAAGAUUGUCAUGUUCCAGGAUACAUCUUGAAGGGUUGGGUUUUGAGUACACCUGGAAAAACAUAGAAAGGGUUGGUGGGGGCUCUGAAAAAGCAAUAAAAGUGGAGGGGAAAUUUGGCAUAAAAGGAUCACUUCUUAAUACCUGCCUAGACUCAAAUAACAGCCAGCUAUCUUAUCCAGCAGGCUCCCAGCAAGGUGCUGAAGCUAAUUUGCACACUGAAUCAGAGACAUGUGGCCUUAACACAGAAGCAGACAUGUGUGCUGAUGGCUUAUCUUCAGCACAGCUCCAACUGAGAGAUACCUCUGAGUGGGAUUCAAUAGAAAGGGAAACUCCCUCUGCCUUGGCUUCAGAGCCAAUGAGCAUAAAUGCUGAAGGAGAUGUAAGAAAAGCUAAAUGCAAAUCUGAGAGGGGUUUCAAAGCGCACGGGUUCUCUCACAGCAUUAACUCUGAAUCUGGCAUCAGCGAGGACCAAGCAACUUGUCUUGUAGGUGUUCCUACCGUUGCAGAAAAGAAAGGUGAUAACUAUUUAGCAAACUUUGGCCCAGCUGGUAAAACACAGCUGAACAACUUGGAGGAGAGCAGCCCUGAAUCACCAAGUACUGAGGCUUGUGUGGGAGAAAGAGGUUCAGAGGAUUCUUCUGAACUGAAUUUGGGUUGGAAAUCCCUGGAGACUGCACUGAACUCUGGUGGCCAGAACAUUGAAGGAGAGCAGGAUGUUUCGAUGCUGCAAAACCUGAAUUGCAAAAACAAUGCCUUACAGGGUCACUCUGAGCUUGUAACAAUGAAUGGACAUCUCGCUGAUGCAGGAAAAAAGGAUGAGAGUGAUGGUGUUGAUGCCUGUUCUGUUGAAAUAGCUACCAAACCACGUUACAUGCACCAGGGGAAAAAGUUGAUGAAGCUCUCAGAGUUAAAACCUGCUCUGAUUAUAAUAUCUGUGGAGGAGAAGGGCUUGCAGUCCAAGAUGCUGAACGAUGACUGUCCUGCUGAAAUAAUAACUGGAACAUUAGGAGAACUAGCCAAUGAGGAUUUGGGGUCUCAUCCCGUUGCUAGCAAAGAACCCGAUGAAUCACAGAGAGAUCUGAAUGCAUAUUCCAGCUGUGAAGAGCAAACUCUGCCUGUACAGCCCAUCUCUGGCAAUGAAGAGGUGACUGCUGCUGGGAGCACAGGGCAAGAAGAAUCAGAAAUUGUGCAGCAGCAAGUGGAGAGAACAGAUCCAGAUUUGUCUUUAAAACUCAGCUGCAGUGGCUUCCCAGUAACCACUAUAAAAAAUGAAUCCAGUGGAGUUAAUUUACACUUGGAAGAUGCUAUCGUUCCCUCGAAAGAAAAGGCAGAUGCAUGCACUGGAGCACAUUUGAAAUCACCUGGCAUAAUUAGUGGGGGAAUCUCUCAGGUGGAGCCCUGCAGAACUAAUGCUGGGGUGCAGUCAGAAACAGAGCUGCUAAAAAAAUCACUCUUUGAAACAAGAGACAGCAAAGUGACCGAGGAAAAUGAGUUCAAUACAAGUCAAAGCCUAGAGCAAGAUAUAUGUGGAACUAGCGCAACAGCACUGGAAAAGAACAGGAUUAGUGGCCUGUGUCAGAGAGAUGGUGCUGAUGGUGACACCUUUGGGAGCAUCGUCUCUUGCGUACACAGGCUAGAAAAGAAAGAAACUGAAAGCUGUAAUAUUUCAAAGGACCAAAUAGGCGUUGGUGAAGAUUCUCCCAGGAGAGAACUAAAGCUGGGCUGUACUGUGGAGGAGCUGGUGAGCCUUAGCAAAGACAAUGAACAGAAUCCAAAUGUGACCGAUGCCUUUAACUGUAUAGUGAAAACGGAGAGCCAAGAGGCCUCUGCCCUUGGUCUAGAUAAUGUAAGCACUAGCAGUGCUAACAGUGAGGAGAUGGAUGAGAAUUCGUUCAAUUUCUUGGGGAGUAACAGCAGUCUCUAUAAAGCUGUGCAGAAGCAGACCAAGACUGGGAAACCUUCCAAGUUUUUAGUGUUCUCAAAAAUGGCAUCCUUCAAGAAAACCAAGACAGCGGCUGCUGAAAACCAAGGUAGCAGCAACUUCUUUGGCAGCAAGACAAAGACAGAAGAACUUGAUGCUGGGAAAGAGGAUGAAGACACAGAAAGUUUGCAGUCUUUUAAAAGCAGUUCACCCAGUUCUGCCUUCCGAAGAAAGGAAAGCUACACCUCUGAAUAUUCUGAUGAUGAUGACUUAUUUUAUGAAAGACCUGCUGGAUUGUUCAGCAGAAUCAGCCUGAGGAAGGCUUCUGGCUCUGGUCGGAUACUGAUGGACAACAUAGACACAAAUUCUACUUCCCCCUCGUUGAAUGUCAAACACUCUGAAGCACGAAUCUUAGAAUCAGUUGAAAAUAAUGACAGUGAAGUGCCACAGUAUUCUGGGGUGAGGAAAUCCCUGAGUGAGAAUGAGUAUAAAAGAAACAAAAACCCAGAGGGUAAAAAAUUCAGGACAAGACUGGCCUUGGCGCAUAAAUCCUUCUCAAGUUUCUUUGAAUCCAAAUCUCUGGAGAAGGAAAAUCCUGAACAGAGCCCCAAAGGAUCACUGAAACAUGAAAAGGAGAAAGCCAAGCUUCGCCAAAGCUCCUGGAAAGCAUUUCUGAAAAGCAGGGAGGCUGAUGGACUGAAAAAGCCCACCUUAGCAAGUUUAUCACCAUCACAGGAGAGUCUUAAAACAACCAGGGGCCACCUGCAAGGCCCCGGUAAUGUUACAAGAAGAACAUCCACAGAGAAGCAGGAGAGCUCUAAUGGUCAAGCAUUUUUGAGCUCAUAUGAGUCUAAUGCCACCCUCAUGGAUGCCAACCAUUCUGACACCUCUGUGGAAUCCAUUGAGGUCUCUACACCUAUAGAUAUGAGAAGAAAAAGAGUACUAUCCUAUGAUCUGACUAUCAAAUGUCCAGAAUACCCAGACUAUGCUGAGCAGCAGGAAACAAUGGUCAACAGUUUAGAUACUUCUGAGGAAUACUGGCUGAGAUCUCCCUUUAGCCCCAGUGACCUGCAAUCACCGUUUACUCAGCUAAGCCCCUCUUGCCCCCAGCUGUCGACAUAUGAAGGUAAAGACAUGCCCUGUCGGCCCAUGAGCCCUAAACCACAAAGUCCAAGACCCAGCUCUCAACGCAAGAGUUUCCGUUAUCCUGGGAGAAUAAGUGCCACUUCCAUGAUUUCUCUUGGGAACAGCUCUGCUAUCGACAGCAAUUUAGAGGCACCCGAGAGGCCAAAGACACUCAAGCCCAGAGGUACUCUCUUGCUUUCUGUGCACUCAUUGGACAAUGAAUACCUGAGAGAAGACAGUGGGAUAAGCAGCCAGUCACAGAUCAGCUUAAACACUGCUUCUUCAGUUAGCGAUAUACUCAGAGAUGAGGAUCCCCAACAGCAAAGUCAAACGCCACCUGAAAAAAGGCCCAAUGAGAAAUGGGUUCUGCAUCGCAAAAAGAGGUCCCCUCAGAUCACGCUGUCCCUGCGGCCAUCCUCCAGCAUUGAGGGCAAAGUCUGGAUGCUCCCCUUCCUUGCCCCAGAUGGAAAAGCCAAGAAGACGUCACAGAGGAAGAGACUCAAACCCCUGUACAAGCGCUUCAGCUGUGACGACAUGUGGCUGGAGAGGUAUCGGAAAAGGAAUCUAGAGAAGGAGACACAGUCGGAGAGAGAGAUUCAAUUGAGGAACCUCCCAGAGGACCAGUUAAAAGCUAGAAUGAGUCUGUCCAUUACUUCUCCAAUUGCCUUUGAGAUUCUUCCCCUGAAGUUGCAUCCAUUUUCCCAGAGCACCCCAACAGGCUUAGACUGCGUGGGCUGGAAACGGCGUAUCUCAUUUCCUGUGAUCACUGAUGGGGCGCUGGAUAAGGCAGCUCUUGCAGAUGACGUGGGAAGCGAGGAGGAUCUGUAUGAGGACUUUCGGAGUUCCAGUCACCGCUAUGGCCACCCUGGAGGAGGAGGAGAACAACUUGCCAUCAAUGAGCUCAUCAGCGAUGGAAGCGUGGUGUACGCAGAAGCCCUCUGGGAUCACGUCACCAUGGAUGACCAAGAGCUAGGAUUCAAGGCCGGCGAUGUCAUCGAAGUGAUGGACGCUACCAACAAGGAGUGGUGGUGGGGGAGGAUCCUGGACAGCGAAGGCUGGUUUCCAGCCAGCUUUGUACGGCUCCGAGUGAACCAAGAUGAACCCAUGGAAGACUAUCCUAUGAAGGCUGAGGACGGCAAAGAGGAGGAUGCCAGCACCGCCGCCCGGCGUUAUGGAGUGGGGCAGACAAGCAAGGACCAAAUGAGGACCAAUGUUAUCAACGAGAUCAUAAGCACAGAGAGAGACUACAUCAAACACCUGAAGGACAUCUGUGAGGGUUACAUUAAGCAGUGCCGCAAGAGGGCUGACAUGUUUACAGAAGAACAGCUGAAGACAAUCUUUGGGAACAUCGAAGACAUUUACAAAUGCCAGAAAAAAUUUGUAAAAGCACUGGAGAAGAAAUUCAACAAAGACCAUCCACACUUGAGUGAGGUCGGCUCCUGCUUCCUGGAAUACCAAACAGAGUUCCAGAUUUACUCUGAGUACUGCAACAACCACCCCAAUGCCUGCGUGGAGCUGUCCCGACUCACCAAAGUCAACAAGUAUGUCUACUUCUUUGAAGCGUGCCGCCUGCUUCAGAAGAUGAUUGACAUCUCUCUGGAUGGGUUUCUGCUGACCCCAGUUCAGAAAAUCUGCAAGUAUCCACUGCAGCUGGCUGAACUGCUCAAAUAUACCAACCCCCAGCACAGGGAUUUUAAAGAUGUUGAAGCUGCCUUAAAUGCCAUGAAGAACGUUGCUCGACUGAUCAAUGAGAGAAAGAGGAGGCUGGAGAACAUAGACAAAAUUGCCCAGUGGCAGAGUUCCAUAGAGGACUGGGAGGGUGAAGACGUCCUAGUCAGAAGCUCAGAACUCAUCUAUUCUGGGGAAUUAACCAAAAUCUCUCAGCCUCAAGCGAAGAGCCAGCAGAGAAUGUUCUUCCUCUUUGAUCACCAGCUGGUCUGCUGUAAGAAGGAUCUCCUGCGCCGGGACAUCCUCUAUUAUAAGAGUCGGAUCAACAUGGAUGACAUGGAAAUAGUGGACAUGGAGGAUGGAAAGGAUAAGGACUUCAAUAUCAGUGUUAAAAAUGCAUUCAAGCUGCUCUGCAGGGACCCUGAGGAAGUCCACUUAUUCUGUGCAAAAAAGCCUGAACAGAAACAGCGCUGGCUCAAGGCAUUCGAGAAUGAAAGGAAACAGGUUCAGCUUGACCAGGAGACUGGUUUUUCAAUCACAGAGGUGCAGAAGAAGCAGGCGAUGCUGAAUGCCAACAAACAGCACCACACCGGAAAGCCUAAGGCUGUCACCAGGCCCUACUAUGACUUUCUGAUGCGUCAGAAGCACCCUACCCUUCCUACCAACCUCCCCCAGCAGCAAGUCUUCAUGCUGGCAGAGCCCGCGCAAGCCCUCGAACUUCUGGCAGAACAUCAGCAGGCUGACACCCUUUCGGAAGUGAGGGGCAGCUCCCUAUUGUGCCUGAAUCCCUUCUGAGAAAGCACUUUAGCCAUCAGUUCCAGCUGACGGACCCCCGGCUCCUCCACCCCUCUGUUUGCAAAGGAUGGCGCAUGCUCCUUCCUUCCCUAUUUAUUCUGCAGACUGACUGUACUUGAAUGGGUCCGAAAUGGGACACUGUGUUGCGUGUUUUUGUGCCAGUCAAAGUGAGCCAGCCCUGCACAACACUCGGGAGCCAUACAAACCCCCAGGAAGAGCUCACGACAGGAUGGAGCCUGAACUGUUUUUCAUCUUACCCUUGUUGUCAGCUGCAUCUUGAACCAAUCCUCCCAGCUGUGAACAUUAUUGCUGUCUGACAACUGCCAGAGAGACUCUAGCCUUCAGCCAACUUGGCUGCCCAUGCAGAGAUGGCAGUUUGUCCAUUCCAACACCUGCCUGCUUGGUGUCUACUGAGCAUGCUCAGAACCAUGGUUCAUUGUUGCUGAUGUUAUGCACUUUUGGGGGGACUAAACCCUUCCUUUCACUGCCCCAAUCCCCAAGUUCAUCUUCAAAGAAAUUAUCUUACUACACGUUUAACAGACUGAUUAGCCUUUAUUGGCUCUCAGAGAAGGCAACAAUGAUAUCGCUGUGCCCUUUUUCUUUUCCUUAGGUCAACACACCGCUGAACCAUAGUCCGUUAAAUGGUGCCAAUCAAACCCACAGCAUGAGUGAAGUACAUGCAUCUUGCAACCUAGUUGAUUUUCUUUGAGUUAUGUAAAAAAAAAAUGAGUUAGGAAAAAAAUGUGCCUAAAAUAAAUACUGUUGUCAGCUCCUUAGACUCUUCCCCCUGUCACUCUGCCAUAUUUCCUGGCCAAUGAAAAUGUUAAACAUUUGUAAUGUGUUUAUUUAUGGCAAAUACAGAACUGUGUAUUUUGUAAGUUUGUAAUCAGUCCUGUCAGAUGUUGUUAACUUGAUGCCUGUUUGUCUGUCUUUCUUUUUUUUGUUAACAAAAAACAAAGGCCAACAUCUGCAAACUUAAUUCCCUUAAGUUAAGGUCCUAACUCCACAGUUGAGCACCUUCAUACAAAACGGAUGGAUUUUUCCAAACCAGAGAACAUGUACAGCCCCCGCAUAUUGAGGCAUAUUCCAGGUUGCCGGCACCUUUGAAAAAAGAAAUCAGGCUAUUUAUAAGGUGCCUAAAUGUGGAAUUAAGAGCUUAGCGGUUUGUAAAUUGUGGCCAAAAAGAAUUCAUUUAAUCCUUGGUUAGUAAAAGGAAAGAUUUGCCUUACAAUAGUGAAAGAGUUAGAAGCCAUAAGGACUGAAUUCCAUAGCUUAGGAGAAGUUGCGGGUGGUUGUAAGGAAAACACCCAUUCGUUCCAGCGUGUUGCUAUUGUGAGUAAGCACUAACUGUCUGCAAAGCUCAGAGUUCCAAUGUUUGCUGAUACUGUAGCUGACUGAAGUCUGGUUAUCCAGGGAUAUCUGAAUUCAGUAGCAUGUACAAAGUCAUUCUUGCACUAUAUCUUUCCCCUAGCCAGGGGCUACAUUUAAUUUCAUAAAGAAACUUGUAAAAGUGA
Molecule: messenger RNA, 8238 nt
Organism: Mauremys reevesii (Reeves's turtle)
Lineage: Eukaryota; Metazoa; Chordata; Testudines; Geoemydidae
Gene: ARHGEF4
Product: Rho guanine nucleotide exchange factor 4
Biological process (GO): intracellular signal transduction
Molecular function (GO): protein binding; guanyl-nucleotide exchange factor activity
Source: RefSeq, a predicted model, not a curated record